AUGUCAGUACCUUCACAAGAUAACUUGAAUAAUGGUGAUAGCUUACUAACGGCGUUGGUUUCAGGGUUUUUCGCUUCGGCCGUUUCUGCCACGUUUACUUACCCUCUAGACUCAAUGAAAACCCAACAGCAACUUACCAAUAAUGCCCUUUUGAAAAAGCAUAAUCUUGAAGUUGCAUAUUCUAAAACAAUUGGACAGUUUUUCAAGGGUGGUAGUGCUCUAGUAAUUGGAAGCUUGUUUAAGAAUAGUGCCCGAAUAAUCCUGUAUAACUGGCUGUCGAAAUUUAUGUCUAUUGAUACCCAUGAUGCAAAUGGAGAACAUAGACAAAAAACAAGUGCUCCAAGAAUGGUGAUAGCUGGGGCAAUGAGUGGGUUUAUUGAAACUCUUUGGAUUAUUCCAUUUGAAAAUAUAAAGAUAACCAUGGUUCAAAAUAUGUUAUUACAUAAUGAAAUUAUUAAAUACUCUGAUCGUUUUGAUGUUACCGGACAUUAUGUUAGCAACAAACAUCAUAAACCUAUUCAAAAUAUCUUCUCCAAGCAAUAUGUUUCGCCCCAUGCAUAUUUAACUUCUGAACUCUACGCCCAAUUGAAAGGAGCAAGACCUACAUCUAAAUUCAAUCAAGGUUCAAAUAAGAUACAUCCAAAUUAUCAUAAUACUACAAAACUUGAUAGCUUGAAGAUGAAAUAUAAUAAAUCACCAUCAUCAACAUUUCUACACACCAUUAAAGAAAUGUAUCAAUUAAAAGGAAUGUCUGCAUUUACUUCAGGUACCUGUAUUACAUUUAUUAGACAGAUAGCCCUUUCUGGAGUCUGGUUAUCAACAUAUAAUGCCACUAGACAAUUGAUAGAUCCUCAUAACACCAGUAAUGAACAAAGUUGGUUCGGCCAUAAACACACUGCAAUACAGCUGGUGGGAUUACAUGUUCUUUCAUCAACAGCUGUUGUUUUAGCCACUCAACCUUUGGAUGUUAUUAAGACCCAUUUACAGCUGAAAAACGGGAAACUUGUUUAUAGAGAUUCAUUGAGUACAGCUUUUAAAUUAUUCUUAUCGCAAGGCCCUACUGCCAUGUUCAAAGGGGCAAUUCCUAGAGGUCUCAAAAUUUUGAUUAAUGGUGGGUUAACUGCUGCUGUUUAUGGUAAGGUUGAGGAUUUGGUUAACGUUGCAAGUGACCAACAAGUAUUUGGCGAAUAA
Molecule: messenger RNA, 1191 nt
Organism: Hyphopichia burtonii NRRL Y-1933
Lineage: Eukaryota; Fungi; Ascomycota; Pichiomycetes; Serinales; Debaryomycetaceae
Exons: 1
Coding region: 1-1191 (396 amino acids)
Biological process (GO): mitochondrial citrate transmembrane transport
Source: RefSeq, a predicted model, not a curated record